AUGGCUUCGAUUGUUCCCAAAACUAUCGUCGAGAAAUAUCCUAUUCAUUAUGAUCAAGUUUUAAUAUCACCAACAUCUGUUCGAGUAUCUUGGGCAGACAAUAUAGCAAGCACGUACCAUAAUAUUUGGCUACGUGAUCACUGCCAAUGUGAGCAAUGCUUACAUCCAUUGACGAAACAACGAUUAUUGAAUACAUUCGAAAUUCCAAGUGACAUCAAAUCGACGGCUAUCGAACAGUCUAAAGACGGACUAACGAUUCACUGGAAUCACCAAACUCAUACUAGUUUCUACCCAUGGUCGUGGUUGCAACGACAUUCAUAUAAUCCUCGUUUUCAGAAGACAUUUCUACCUAAAAAACAACUAUGGAAUCAUGAGAUUCAACAAAAUCCACCUGUCGUCGAGUAUGACACUGUGAUGAAGUCUGAUGAUGGAGUCGCUGAAUGGACGUCAAAGAUUGAAAAAUAUGGAUUCUGUUUUAUUGAUGGGAUCCCUGUCAAUCCAGAAUCAACUCAAAAACUUCUCUGUCGAAUUGCAUUUAUUCGAACAACUCACUAUGGUGGUUUUUGGGACUUUACUUCGAACUUAGCAAAAGCAGAUCUUGCAUACACCGGUCUAAAAAUUGGUGCUCACACCGACACAACUUACUUUACUGAUCCAGCAGGAUUGCAGCUUUUCCAUUUACUUGAAUUUGAUGGUGAAGGUGGGAAAUCAUUGUUAGUCGAUGGUUUUCGUGCCGCUCAGAUUUUAUGCGAAGAAGAUCCAAAUGCCUAUCGAAUCUUGUCGCAUAUUCCAAUUCCUUCACAUAGUAGUGGUAACAAAGAAACAUUCAUUCAACCAUCUAUGCCGCGUUCAAUAUUUACGCAUGAUAACAGUACUGGACAAUUACAACAAAUUCGAUGGAAUAAUGAAGACCGAAGCAUUAUGGAUCAGUGGAGUGAUCCUAAUGAUGUGACACUUUUUUACGAUGCUAUUCGAAAAUGGAACGAGAUCUUGACAAGAAAGGAUGGUGAAAUGUGGGAACAGUUGCGGCCGGGACGAGCAGUAAUUUUUGAUAAUUGGAGAGUUUUACAUGGACGAUCAGCAUUUACCGGACAUCGGCGAAUGUGUGGUGGUUAUAUUAAUCGAGAUGAUUAUGUAUCAAGAUUACGAUUGACAAAUGUUGGACGAGAACGACUCUUAGAAACACUAUUUUGA
Messenger RNA from Adineta steineri, 1194 nucleotides. The record is from the annotation of a GenBank genome assembly. Lineage: Eukaryota; Metazoa; Rotifera; Eurotatoria; Adinetida; Adinetidae.